Messenger RNA from Phyllopteryx taeniolatus (common seadragon), 2064 nucleotides. RefSeq names its product serine/arginine-rich splicing factor 1B. The transcript is spliced from 5 exons. Gene Ontology annotation, cellular component: cytoplasm; nucleus; ribonucleoprotein complex. Gene Ontology annotation, molecular function: mRNA binding. The record is from RefSeq and is a predicted model, not a curated record. The coding region runs from base 289 to 1002 and encodes 237 amino acids. Lineage: Eukaryota; Metazoa; Chordata; Actinopteri; Syngnathiformes; Syngnathidae.
CUGCCUUCAAAUAGUCCAACGAAGAAGACGUCGGUGUUGGCGGAGAGUGGAGAGGCGAGCACUUACAGGGAAUUAGCGCGGUCUUUUCCACUUUAAUACCUUCAGGCGCUUCACUUGUACGGCGACCAAGUUGUGCCACAAUAUUCCCCGCGUUGUUCCCAACGGCGAGGCGAGUCUAGUUGAACCGCAACUGCGCUUCUUAUUCGCUUAAGGAAGGACCCAGCGUUCACGCUAGCUAGCUACUCCACGCUACCACCACACCACUUCGUCCAUUGUGCGCUAGCUAGCAUGUCUAGCGGAGGCAUUAUACGCGGACCCGCGGGGAGCAACGACUGCCGCAUCUACGUCGGCAACCUGCCGCCCGACAUCCGCUCCAAGGACGUCGAAGACCUGUUCUACAAGUACGGCUCCAUCCGCGACAUCGAUCUGAAGAACCGACGAGGGGGACCGCCGUUCGCCUUCGUGCAGUUCGAGGACCCGAGGGACGCGGACGAUGCCGUGUACGGCCGCGACGGCUACGACUAUGACGGCUACCGACUUCGCGUGGAGUUCCCCCGAAGCGGCCGAGGCGGAGCGGCGGGUGCCCCCAGGGGCCGAUACGGACCCCCGUCUCGACGCUCCGAGUACAGGGUCAUUGUGUCAGGUCUUCCUCCUAGUGGAAGCUGGCAGGACCUGAAGGACCACAUGAGAGAGGCGGGCGAUGUGUGCUACGCUGACGUGAACCGCGACGGCAGCGGCGUGGUGGAGUUUGUGCGCAAGGAGGACAUGACCUACGCUGUGCACAAGUUGGACAACAGCAAGUUCCGCUCCCACGAGGGCGAGACGGCGUACAUCCGCGUCAGGAUGGACGGCCACCGCAGCCCCAGCUACGACCGCUCCCGCAGCCGCAGCCGAAGCAAGAGUCGGUCGCGCAGCUACUCCCCCGCUCGCCGCGGGCGGGCCUCGCCGCGCUACUCCCCGCGGCGCUCCCGUUCCCGCUCUCGCUCCCGCUCCCGCACCUAGAGCCACUGCCGUCGUCGUCGCCGCCCUCCCCUGACGGAGAGCGCCGUGUCGAGAGAGGGAACAGAAACCUCGGCGUCGGAUCCCGUUUAUCAUGUAUUUCUCAUUAGCCCCGCCUUUUUGUGCUUUGUCGCCACCCCGUUCGCCCCCCCCCACCCUCCCCCCUUUUUCACUAGAUCAGAGCAGCAGGAUAGGAUGGGAAGAGAAGGAAACAGUUCAAAUUAGGAUAAACAGGAGGAGAGGAGGAGGAGGAUACAAAUGUGGCACGCAAUGGUAUGAUGGUUGUGCCUUUACAAACAUCUAAUUGUGAGGCUGUUCACAUGUUUUUACACUUAAAAUGGCGCCCCAUUGUUUCUCAAUACUCAACCCCCCCACCAUAAAAAAAAAAACAGCUACUGCAUCCAUUUUGUUUGUAGGUGGUGGCUCCCCCCCCUUUUUUUUUUCUUCUGUUAAAUUUCUUUGUGGUUUUCCCUGCACCCACUUAAAUGACAUCAAAUUGUAGAUAUUUUUCAGUUCAAUGCGAAGGUGUGAUUCUAACUCCUUCUCUUUGGUUCUGCUGGUAUUCUGAAGGUUUGGACUGGGCUCAUUGUCACCCCAUCCGGAGCCGGAUCAGGAUUUAGGAUUUUUAGGCAUCAGGAUGGAUACAAGGAGCAGGAUCAUUGGAGCUUUUUCUUUGUUCGUGUGUUUGUUUGUUGUUUGUACCAGGAGAAGCUCCCACGUCCAACCUUUCAAGCAUUGUAGUUCCAUAGUCAAACUAAUUCGGUGUUCCCUUAAAAAAACACAUUUAGUGUUGACUUUUUUUUUUUUUUUUCUUUGUGGAAAUUCUGAAUUAGCAACAGUGUUGUGACUUUUCAUCUUAUUUUUUUUAUUGUUGGAAAAGGAAGAGCUCUGAUCAAAACCACGAGGGGCUUCCAGGUGGUGGAGGGAGGGGGAAAGGGAUGGAGGGAGGGAAUGUGGUUUGUAUCUUCUUGGUCGCUUUUUCCUGACGAGGUGGUUUCUGUUUUUUUUCUUUAGUCUCCGGUGUCAUCAGAGCUUUAUUCUCUUUUAAUAAAAAUUUAAAAUGUA